Molecule: messenger RNA, 1113 nt
Organism: Nicotiana tabacum (common tobacco)
Lineage: Eukaryota; Viridiplantae; Streptophyta; Magnoliopsida; Solanales; Solanaceae
Source: RefSeq, a predicted model, not a curated record
AUGGAUGUUCCACAAGGUUUACAAGUUGACAUACCAGGUAUUUUAUGCAAAUUGAAGAAGUCCUUAUAUGGACUAAAACAAACAAGCAAACAAUGGUAUGACAAAUUGACAGAAUCUCUGUGUUCAAAAGGAUUUGUGCAUUCAACUAAUGAUUACUCACUUUUCUAUAAGAAGAAUGGUUCCUUAACUGUAUUUGUGGCUGUGUAUGUGGAUGAUGUAAUCCUCACAGGGACAGAUUUGGAAGAGAUCAAUGGUUUGAAUAGCUUCCUACAUGACAAAUUCAAGAUCAAAUAUCUGGGCAAGCUACAUUAUUUCUUGGGUCUGGAAGUGCUCUAUAAGAAUGAUGGAGUACUUAUUUCACAAAGAAAAUUUGCUACAGAUUUGUUGAAAGAGUAUGAUUGCCUGGGAUAUACUACAGUCUUUUUCCCUCUUGAUUGCACAGUUAAAUUGAAGGCAACUGAAGGAUCCAUGUUGACAGAUCCCACAUAUUACAGGAAACUUGUGGGGAAGCUCAACUUCCUCACAAACAUAAGACUUGACAUAACAUACAGUGUGCAACAUCUAAGUCAGUUCAUGCAGUCACCAAGAGAACCACACCUUAAAGCUACAUUACAUAUUCUUAGUCUUGACUGCACCUUAAAAGCAUAUUGCGACUCAGAUUGGGCUGCCUGUCCUGAUUCUAGGAGGUGUGUGAGUUGCUAUGUAGUUCUUCUUGGAGAGAGUGCCAUCAUCUGGAAAUCAAAGAAACAAGACAUAGUUUCUCUGUCGUCUGCAGAAGCUGAAUAUAGAUCAAUUCGAAAGGUAGUUGGUGAGUUAAUAUGGAUAAAGAGAUUGUUGGAAGAAUUAACUGCUACAUGCCAAAAACCUAUUCCUAUUUUCUGUGACAGUCAAGUUGUUGUACACAUGGCAAGGAAUCCUGUGUUUCAUGAGCGUACAAAGCAUAUAGAGGUUGAUUGUCAUUUCGUAAGAGAUAAGAUACAAGAUGGGUUGAUCACUCUUCAUCACAUCUCAACAAAUGAUCAACUGGCUGAUAUUCUAACUAAGGCUUUGACAUGCAUCAAACAUACCAGCAUCCUUGGCAAGUUGGCAGUGAAUUCUUCCCCACCAACUUGA